CGCGGGCAGAAGAAAAAGUCAAAACAGCGGCGCCAUCGCCGCCAUCUCCACAAGCGACGGCGGCGCCACUUCCCGGCCAAGAUAUCAGGAUCUAUUGCACUUGUUGCCCACUUGGAAGAAAACUGUUUACAAAAAUCUAACGAUAGCAGCGGCACAGAAUUUUCUUCUCCUGAUGUCAGUUCGAAUCUGUUGCAAGGCCAAAGAAAGAAGCAAAAUCCAGGCCAGAGUCAAUAAUCUCAAACUGCUGGGGAACCGCAGCAGAUCUGGUCGUGUCUGUGGAGAGAAAUAGAGUUGACAUUUCAAAUUCAGUGACCCAGGCAGCAAUAAGCUCAAGAUCAUUUUUACAAUCAGAGUGGAGGUGUUCUGCAAAGUGGCCAUGAGAUUGCAUUUUGUCUUCCCACUGUGGAGAAAACCACAUUGUGAGCAGUGUAUACAGUAGACUGGAUUGAACGAAAUUCAGCAGCAUGAUGGUCUUCUAUCAAGACGUCAUGUAAAGAGACAGAUCUGCAGAGGUGACAACUGAGAGAAUAUCAACAGUAGUGGAUCUUCACCAUCUUUCAAGUUAUUUAGUACAGUAUCCAGAAGAGGUAAAAGGAUCCUCUUUCUGUUACGUUAUGGAUGAGCAACCUUCACAACAAUUUGGUGGUCAUGUUGCAGUUUCUGCAUUUCCAUCACAGAAGCCCCUGCGUCCUGAUUUGGGCCUCGGUACUCUGGGAAACUUCCAAAUAGAGAAGAAGAUUGGCCGUGGACAAUUUAGCGAAGUGUAUCGAGCAGCAUGUCUCCUAGAUGGGAUGCCUGUAGCUUUGAAGAAAGUUCAGAUAUUUGAAAUGAUGGAUGCCAAAGCUCGUCAAGAUUGCAUCAAAGAAAUAGAUCUCUUAAAGCAAUUGAACCAUGCAAAUGUAAUCAAAUAUCUUGCAUCAUUCAUUGAAGACAAUGAGCUAAACAUUGUAUUGGAACUGGCAGAUGCUGGAGAUCUUUCUAGAAUGAUAAAGCAUUUUAAGAAACAAAAGCGGCUGAUUCCAGAGAGAACAAUAUGGAAGUAUUUUGUGCAACUCUGCAGUGCCUUGGAACACAUGCAUUCUCGGCGUGUCAUGCACAGAGAUAUCAAACCUGCUAAUGUGUUCAUUACAGCAACUGGGGUAGUUAAACUGGGAGACCUUGGAUUGGGCAGAUUCUUUAGUUCGAAAACUACAGCAGCACAUUCUUUAGUGGGUACCCCGUACUACAUGUCCCCGGAGAGAAUACAUGAAAAUGGAUACAACUUCAAAUCUGACAUUUGGUCACUAGGUUGUUUGUUAUAUGAGAUGGCUGCACUCCAAAGUCCAUUCUAUGGCGAUAAGAUGAAUCUAUAUUCUCUCUGUAAAAAGAUCGAACAAUGUGAUUAUCCUCCUCUUCCUUCUGACCAUUAUUCUGAAGAGCUUCGACAGUUAGUAAAUAUCUGCAUUAAUCCAGAUCCAGAGAAGAGACCAGAUAUUGCCUAUGUGUAUGAGGUAGCUAAGCGCAUGCAUGCACUUUCUUCAGGAAGCUAAAGUGAAUCAUGCAUCAGAAAGAAGAAAAACCGGAAGAUAUGAACAUAAAAAUUCAGUGUUUCUGUAUUCUAGCAUUACCCUGUUAUUGUGUCUAAGGAUAGUUGUACAGAAUUCAGUGGCAUCAUUGGAAUGAAAGCUACACAUACCCAAAAGAAAUGAGUUCUUAAUGACAUGGUUCUAGAUGCUGAACUGCAUUUGUUUUAAUAAUUUCAUCCUCUCAGUGGCCUUCUGUGUUUUAAUUCAUAUUUCUGUCCUUACACUUGAUAUUUUAAAAAUAAAAUUGGCAUGCCUGCAGUUUUUUUUUACAAUCAUAUAAAAAUCUGUUUCUUGUAGGCCUAUUGGACCAGACAUUACUGUGCCUUGUUACAUAACUCAUGCUGUUAUUUAUAGCAUUUAUUGCAUCUUGUAGCUUUGUGAUAUUUUCUGUUGACCCCAUACUCAGCUGCUUGGUGACAUUGUAUCAAUUCACACCAAGUUUUGGUAUGUUAUGCAAAUCAAUAUUUGGUUUGUAUGGACCAAGUUCUAAAUUGCUUGAAUGUUCCUUGUAAGUCACAACAAUGCUAACCAAAAUACAAUUAAAUGUUCAAAGACAUUUAUGGUUUCUAAAAGGUGCCUUUAUUAUUGUUUUAUUAAAGAAAACCUGCAGUUUAAUACUGUAAUUUUAUUUGCCCAUUGAUGUUAUCAUUACAAAUGAUUACUGUUUAACCAUAUCUUUACCUUGUGAAUUCAAAGGUUUAAAAAAAUAGAAUAAUGCUUUAUUUCCAUAACGUUUGAUUAUUUUGUCUGAUUAAGCAACAAUUGUGAACUUUCUUGUUUAUCUCCCACCCUCCUCUUCCCUCCCCAAUUUGACAAAAACUUUGGAUAAUACCCUUUAGCAGUGCGAUUCUGUACCAGCUUGCCAAUAGAUUCACCAGUGACUUGGAAUAACAUUCCCCCUGAUUUUCUUUUCCCCAAAAUAGUACAGCUGAAUUUUUUAAUUUAGAGAAAGAGGUAUUGAAACUUGCCUGUUACAGUGUUGUGGUGUUCCAGUAGUCAGUGCCACCAUUUUUCCCUUGACAGUCUCAAUUUAUGAAGAAAAAAUGUUUAUAACAGUUUGGUAUACUAUUGUUUAAAAUGUUUGAACAUUGUAAACGCUUCCAUUGUAAACCUCAACACUACUGUCACAUAGAACUUGGAUUAUUUCUAUCGUGUUGGAUAACUAAUAAAUGUACUUUAAUGUGUGCAUUUACUCGAUACAUUUUAAACAUUGCUCAAUGGGGGACUCAAAUUCAAGAUCUUACUCUGAGAGUAUGAAACAGUCAACAGUUAGAGUGACUGUCAGCAGUUAGAAAGCUAUUACCUAAAUUGAGAUAUUAAGCUAUGACACUAAAUCAUGCAGACUGUUCAUGUCCCAGAUUCAAGUGCAUGUGCUGAAUCACCCAAUUUCAACAACUGAGCUUUUAGAGGUGUGUUACGACUGGGCUUGGUGUCAUUGAACGAGGAGGAAGAGUUAGUUGAGCUCUUUUUUUUUUCAGAUCUAGAAUUGCAGUAAUCCCAGAUGAAAAUGCUUUUCAGUUUCAUGUGAAAAAUGGCUGCUUGAGUAAAAUGUCAGGAAUUUGUCAGAGCUUGUGGAACCAUAUUCACAACACUGUUUUUGCCUCACACACUUAAAAAGACAAAGCAGAUCUGAGAUAAUAGGGCAAGGAAAAUUGUUCCUUGUUUGUGAAUAAGUUUCUUUGUACAGACUUUUUAUUACAGUUGAUUUAUCCAUAAAAAUGUUUCUAAGUGGAGUGGGUGAUUUAAGAUCUUACUCUUAAAUUAUUUAAAUUGCCUAUAGUUUCUCUCAAAAUUGAGUCUUUGCCAUCUUGAAAAUCUGUUGAGUGAUAGGGAAGUAGAAGUGUAAGUUAACUUAGUGUUUGGUCCAAAACAGAAUUUAUUGUGGAUUUAGUGCUGCGUCUUAGGCAUUUUCUAUACCUAUAAAGGCAUAGUCUAUGUUUAAACAUGAUCCUGUACGAAACUGAAAUUUCAAAUAAAAUGUACACUUUACGUAGAUAAUGUAUUUAGGAGCUGGACAUUUUAAUUCCUUGGCAUUUUCUCACUUUGUUUAAAAAUAAAUCUUAUGUAAAAUUAUAGCUAAAACAUCAUCCUCUUCUUAGGCCUCAGUGAUGGAUAUUAUAUAUUCUUAAGCAAAAAAAAAAUUUAGAUUUUGUUCCUUAUUCCCACAAAAAUAUUGUAAGAUGUCAGCUAAAAAGAUGCUGUGUUGAAUAAGAUGAAGUGAUAUCACACUAAUUAACAGUAUAAUAUAGUACAGUAUCAGUUAAAAAAAAUUGGAAAUGUGUUAAAUUUUCCCUAUUGUCUCUGUACAUUUGUGGCAUUAAUUCAAUGGUUGCAUAUUUGGUCACAGUAUUUCUGUAUCUUGAAAUUCUUUUAAAGCACCGUUUCAUUGCCAACAUUGUUCUGAAUUAUUGUCAUUAGCAUUGUAAUUUUUACUUUUGCAAAUUGUCUUUUUAAAGAAGAAAAACUGUUUUUAAAAUAAGUAUGUCAUUUUAUCAGCCAGGAUUGGUAUUGUGAAUGUAACCAAAUAUUAGACUGUUUUUAGUGUUGCCAAUCCUUGUGCACCUAUUACAAAGGAAUUUUGGGGGGGAAAACCAAAGUGUGAUAAAAUGUGCACCAUAUAUUUUGCAGAAAUGUUAAAGAGCUUUCUAUAUAACUGUAAUCAAAUAUGGAUUGAUAAAGAAUAUGUAGAUAAGGUUCCACUGCACAGCUUCCCAAAAUGUUCUUCAUUAGGCAUUCUUCAAAAAUUAACAAGGGAAAAUACAUGUGUUAGGAAAUGGUUUGUGUAAUGACUUCUGAUAACAAAGCCACUUUUUUGCCGAUUUAUAGGAUGUGUCUGAAGAUGAAUUUGCUUUUGUUUUAACUUUAUUCUAUGCAAAAUAUAACAGAUGCUACUUGCUCAUAUAAAAUUUACAGAUUGUGUGUAUUUUUUAAAAGUCUGUGCUUUUAUUUUGUAUUUCCGACAUGAGCAUUCUUGAACUUAAUCAUAUCCUUUGAUAUAAUUGAACAAAAAUGUAGUAGAUUUCUCUUCCGUUUCCUCCUCCUCAGACAUGCGCAUGUACAUUUUUGUAGAUUUAAUGACGUAAAAACCUGGUGAUGCUUCUGUUCACCUUUCCUAAUGGUAUUCUACUUUUGUUUAAAGCUUUACUUUAAAAAAUGAGCAUUUAUAUCUUAUUCUGAAAUCUGGCUUAAUGCAUCAGUUACAAGUAAUGUUCGCAAAGUCAGCUUCUGAUUUAUUUAUCUGAUCAACAACAAUUAUAAAGUAAAUUAAGUGGCUGGAAUUAAUGACAUGCCUGUUCACAUAAAAAAUGAUACUUUGAGUAGUGUUGUAUUUAUUCUUGAAUUGCUAACACACAAUUUCUCAUUCUAUGGAAUUGCUGAUAAUCAUUUUGUAAGGACUUGAACAGAUUUUU
This is a messenger RNA of Chiloscyllium plagiosum (whitespotted bambooshark), 4975 nucleotides long. Lineage: Eukaryota; Metazoa; Chordata; Chondrichthyes; Orectolobiformes; Hemiscylliidae. The record is from RefSeq and is a predicted model, not a curated record.